Messenger RNA from Stegostoma tigrinum, 362 nucleotides. Its product is annotated as pepsin A-like. NCBI's taxonomy places the organism in Eukaryota, Metazoa, Chordata, Chondrichthyes, Orectolobiformes, Stegostomatidae. Gene Ontology annotation, cellular component: endosome. The transcript has 3 exons. Bases 18 to 362 code for a protein of 114 amino acids. The record is from RefSeq and is a predicted model, not a curated record. Gene Ontology annotation, biological process: proteolysis. Gene Ontology annotation, molecular function: aspartic-type endopeptidase activity.
ACCAACCCAUCUCCAAGAUGAAAUUGUUACUCAUUGCUCUCGCUUGUGUUCAGUUCUCUAAAUGUAUGGUCAGAGUGCCUUUGAUUAAGGGCAAAUCUGCCCAAGAUGUUCUCCAGGAGAAAUGUUUGCUGGAAGACUUCCUGAAGAAACAUCCGUAUGAUCCCUGCUCAAAAUUUGAAGGACCCUUAUUCUCCCAAUCACUGGAUUCAUCAGAACCAAUGAUUAACUACCUGGAUCUGUCAUACUAUGGAGCAAUCAGCAUUGGGAAUUCACCACAGAACUUCACCGUCUUCUUUGACACUGGUUCAUCCAAUCUCUGGGUCCCUUCAGUUUACUGCUCUGAACAGUCAUGCAAUGAGUAA